This is a messenger RNA of Ochotona princeps (American pika), 1443 nucleotides long. It is a transcript of the gene VSIR, whose product is annotated as V-set immunoregulatory receptor. The transcript has 7 exons. Gene Ontology annotation, cellular component: plasma membrane. Bases 165 to 1106 code for a protein of 313 amino acids. NCBI's taxonomy places the organism in Eukaryota, Metazoa, Chordata, Mammalia, Lagomorpha, Ochotonidae. The record is from RefSeq and is a predicted model, not a curated record. Gene Ontology annotation, biological process: regulation of immune response; positive regulation of regulatory T cell differentiation; negative regulation of CD4-positive, alpha-beta T cell proliferation.
CCGGCCGCCCGCCCGCCGCGCUUGCCCGCUUGCUCCACACUUGCUCGCGGGAGCUUCCCCUGAGUGGCGGUGUCCCGCCGCGGCCAGCGUACCCGGAGUCUCCCCUACGCUCGCAGCUCCACUCGGGUCCCACCACACCACACGCGGCCUGGCCCGACAGCGACAUGGGCGUCCCCCGGGUCGCCGCCGCCUGCGCCCGGCGCUGGGGACCCGUGUUUGUAGCUGUCUUCCUGGCUGCGUCCCGAGGUCUGGUGGCUGCCUUCAAGGUUGCUACACCCUACUCCCUGUAUGUGUGUCCUGAGGGGUACAACGUCACCCUCACCUGUAGGCUCUUGGGCCCCCUGGCCAGGGGGCAUGAUGUGACCUUCUACAAGACGUGGUACCGCAGCUCUCGGGGUGAGGUGCAGUCAUGCUCUGAGCGCAAGCCCAUCCGCAACAUCACGUUCCAGAACCUUCACCUGCAUCACACAAGCCAUCAGUCUGCUAACUCCAGCCAGAACCUGGCCCAGAGCCACGGGCUGGAGCUGGCUACCGAUCACCAUGGCAACUUUUCUAUCACCAUGCGCAAUCUGACCCUGUGGGAUGGUGGCCUUUACUGCUGCCUUGUGGUGGAGAUCCGGGGCCACCACUCAGAGCACAGGGUCCACGGGGCCAUGGAGCUGCAGGUGCAGAGAGGCAAAGACGCACCAUCCAAAUGCAUCACCUACCCAUCUUCACCCCAGGAGAGUGAAAACAUCACGGCUGCGGCCCUGGCCACAGGCGCUUGCAUCGUGGGGAUUCUCUGCCUCCCGCUCAUCCUGCUCCUGGUCUACAAGCAAAGGCAGGCAGCCUCCAACCACCGUGCCCAGGAGUUGGUGCGGAUGGACAGCAGCAGCCAAGUUCAGGGAAUUGAAAACCCAGGCUUUGAGGUCUCUCCACCCUCCCAGGGGAUGCCUGAAGGAAAGACCAGGUCCCCACUGUAUUACGUAGCCCAGCGACAGCCUUCUGAGUCCGGCAGGCACCUGCUCUCAGAGCCAAGCACACCCCUGUCCCCUCCAGGCCCUGGGGAUGUCUUCUUCCCAUCCCUGGAUCCUGUUCCUGACUCCCCAAAUGCUGAGGUCAUCUAAAGCACCUGGGGGGACAGUGGGCAGCCGUGGGCACAUCUGGAGCAGGUGCACUGGAGCCAGACUACCCCUCCUAUGACAUCCGUUUGUUUCCUGUGGCUCUGAGCCCAGACCUUUGCUCCCUCUGGAUGCUGCAGGGGAAGAAAGGAGAAGCUGGAUUCCUCAGUCUCCUUCAGAGGAUGUUGGGGUGCUGGGGUCCCCCUAAGAGACUUAAAAUUUAGCAGCUACAGAUGCCAAAUGGCCUACAUCCUAACAAGUCCUGGAACAUCCAGCUGUGCAGCAGCUGGUCUCUGGGACACGAGCCAAAGGGCCUGGCAGUACACACAGAAAACACAACAUG